ACGGACUGUGGGAACAGAGGGAGUCACGUGGAGGCGAGGAUCAACAACCCGCAGCAAACCGUCCACAUCUGGAGGAAAGGUCAGAGCGCAGGGCGAAGGCGUGCUCCGUUACCAAGGCGACGGUCAGCUAACAGGGCACGCUAGCGAGGCUAAGCUAGCAGCCGUGCCACAGCGGUUUACCGACGUGUCCGGACGCUGCGACGCUUAAAUAAGAGUUCGAUUUUCCAGCGGAAGAUUCAAACGUGUCGCCCAGAUGCUGUGGAUCAUCUCUGCACACGCGGCGGCUGAGAAUCCGAGGAAUGAAGCGCUACAAAACAAUCAAGAAAAUCGGAGAGGGCACUUUUUCAGAGGUGUUAAAAACCCAGAGCCUGAAAGAUGGGAAGUUCUACGCAUGUAAAACCAUGAAGCAGACGAUUAACAGUCUGGAACAGGCUCACAACCUGCGGGAGGUCCAGGCGAUGAAGAGACUGAGCCCGCAUGCAAAUAUCAUCCAGCUACAUGAGCUGAUUUUCGACAAAGAAACUGGGACAGUGUCUUUGAUUUGUGAGCUGAUGGAGAUGAACAUCUAUGAGUAUAUACUGGGGAGACACACUCCACUGCCUGACCACACAGUAAAGAAUUACAUGUACCAGUUGUGCAAGUCCCUUGAACACAUGCACAGCUGUGGGAUCUUUCACAGAGACGUGAAGCCAGAAAACAUUCUCAUCAAACAAAAUGUCCUGAAGCUCGGGGACUUUGGCUCCUGUCGGAGUGUGUACUCCAAGCCGCCGCACACAGAGUACAUCUCCACGCGCUGGUACAGAGCUCCAGAGUGCCUCCUCACUGACGGAUACUACAGCCUGAAGAUGGACAUCUGGAGCGCUGGCUGUGUUUUCUUCGAGAUCAUGAGCUUGAAUCCACUCUUCCCUGGAGCAAAUGAGUUGGACCAAGUCACCAAGAUCCACGACGUGCUGGGAACGCCAGAUCAAGCUCUUCUCCAAAAGUUCAAGCAAUCAAAAGCGAUGCACUUCAACUUCCCUCCCAAAAAAGGCACCGGUAUCUCACGAUUGAUCCCCAACUGCCCAGCGCCGGCUCUGUCACUGCUCUAUCAGAUGCUCGCCUAUGACCCCAAUGAACGCAUCUCUGCAGAAACAGCCCUGCGGCACACAUACUUCAGAGAAAUCAGGCUGGCAGAGAAGAACGCCGACUCUCUCCACAGAGUUUCUGCGGCUAUCGAUGGAGUAGAGAGUAGUGGGACACACAGCUCCAUAGAGCACAUAUGGCGCCCGACCAAAUUUGGCAAACAGCUGAGGGGAAGACAUGUACGACAAACACCGUUAAUGAGUAACAACAUGAAACAUGUAGCAGAGCCCCUCAUCAAACGCAACAUCCCUCAUUACACCACAGAGUUGCCCAAGCUCAACGUGGUCGUCCCGCGGCCACAGAUCCCCUUCCCCGUCUCCACCAUGCCUGCGUUCACCGUCACUCACCGAGGCACACUGCCAGCCCUCACCUCUAAGAAGUGCCAGUCACAGUUGGCCAAGCCCCGGGAUGAGUCACACCACGCAGCUUUGAAGACCCACUACAUGCCACCUCUGGACAGGAAACACAGAGGCUACUGAGCCAAAACACGUCAGCUUCAGAUUUAAACUCUGAGCCUCUUACUGUACUGAGAAAACAGAGGACGGGCCUGAUGUUGAGAUGUGUGAAGCGACGCAAAGAUGUGUGAGAAGGAUAUGCAAUGAAGAAGAAUGCAGAGUCUUUCAACUUACCAAUAACAACUGCGACACCCAACAGUUCAGUGUGAUCUCUACACAGACAGUAAUAGAUUCUGUCAUAUUAUGUUGGACUGAGGACGGGUUCGUUUAGUUUGACUUAGUCAGGUGAUACAUUUUUACGACAGUGGAGACUUCAGUCUGAGCCUGUUACACAAGCUGAGCAAUAAGAUAUUUGAUAACAAGUCAAGGAACUUAAAUGGUGCAACAUGAUCAACUUCAAAAAUAAUAGUAGUUUUAAAAAGGUGUCCCGCCGUUUGGAUCUGUUCCAGUUGUUAUUUCAUAACUUUUAAACACAAACUAUUAGAUAAGCAUAUUAUGUCCAAAGUAAGUCACUUAAAUGUAAAGUCUCUACAAUCUGUAGAAGUAUUUCUCACCUUCUGCUGUGACAAACCUAAAAUACUCUCAGACUUUGAAGGAAGCAUAAAAAAAUUAAAUUACACACAGCAGCUUUAAUCAAUAAGCUGUGAGUCAAAGUUGUCAAGCAAUGAAACAUGAGGAAGUCCAGGGGCAGGGAUGAAAACGUGUCACAGGUAAAAUAUAAGGUCAUAUAUAUUGGAAGAGAGUCCUUCCAGUAACAAUGAAUCAGUUCCUCCAGAGAAACUGAUUAAAGCGGCAGAAGUCUUCCUGUGCAAAAGUAAACAGCGAAAACAUUCACAGUAAGUGCUUCACAAUGAUUCUACACUAUCAGAAGUAAUUUAAGGCACAUUUUGUCACCCAGCUGUAAAUAAAAUAAAAAAAACAAUGCAAACCACAAAAAAAAACACAAUUGGAAGUUAAUAACUAAAUAAUUACUUUUUAGAUCAGGACAUGAAAACUGUAUUUGUUACAGGCUUUUAGAAAGAAACAUAACAUUGCAGGUUGUGAUUUUAAAAAAAGCCCAAAUCAGAUUUUUUUUUUUGCUAUGUUCAGAAUGUAGCUUCACUAAUCCCCUCGUACCCCCUCACUUACAAUAAUGUGGCUUUAAAAAGCUGUGAGCUCAUAAAUAAUGAACCGUGACAAAAUCUGCACUUUAUUGUGAUGGAUUAUCACAGUAAAAAGAAGAAGGAAUCAAGUAUUGUUUGUAUGUUGUUAUUAACCUAAAAUAAUUAAUAAUUUAAUCUCUGACGUGUCUGAAACAACUCGACACACACGUGCUGAAAUUAAUGAAGUGUGAUUAUUUUGUAAUGUUUAAUAAAGAGGGAAAUGUAAAAUGAAUUCCUGAAUGUCUUUAAUGUUUGAACUCUUCACUGCGUCUACGAUGACUGGUUAAAGCACACAAAUACAGUAAUGUUGUUACUCCUCCAUUCACGUGGCUAAAAUCCUUCUGAGACAUGUCGGAGGAUAUCGAGCUCCAUGUUUUCUUCUAAAAAUAUUUUUUUGACUGAGUCUUUUGAGAUUCUACCAUUUUCUGUGAAGCUUCCUGAGUCUUCCGUACUUGAAAGCUCAUUCUUCAUGAC
Molecule: messenger RNA, 3193 nt
Organism: Paralichthys olivaceus (Japanese flounder)
Lineage: Eukaryota; Metazoa; Chordata; Actinopteri; Pleuronectiformes; Paralichthyidae
Source: RefSeq, a predicted model, not a curated record